Zasmidium cellare ATCC 36951 is the source of this 405-nucleotide messenger RNA. RefSeq lists its product as uncharacterized. The record is from RefSeq and is a predicted model, not a curated record. The transcript has 5 exons. NCBI's taxonomy places the organism in Eukaryota, Fungi, Ascomycota, Dothideomycetes, Mycosphaerellales, Mycosphaerellaceae. Bases 1 to 405 code for a protein of 134 amino acids.
AUGAAGUUCUUCACCAUCGCUACCGCGGUCCUCCCCGUGGCCAUGGCCGCCGUCUACCGGGCAGCCCCCGUCGAAGCCAGGGAUAUCUCCCUGACAGUCGACGCUUCCGAUGCCUUCGACGUUCUCACUGAUCUCAUCAAGACUGGCGAGAUCCAGAUCCUCGGCCCAGCGGAUGAACAUGACAAGCGCGAGAUUGCUCAGCGCUCUGAUGUUCCUGGUCUGCACUGUGGCUAUGCGCGGGCUCUUCGCUGCGUCGGAGCCACUGCCGGUACCUUGAACUCUUGCUUCUGGGCUGCUAUCUCUCGUGGUGCAGACAUUAAGGACGACGCCAGCUGUUUGGCCGCCGCUACUGCUCUGAGGUCCAACUUGCCAAACGACUGCAAGCUGUGCCUUGGCAUCGCGUAG